Messenger RNA from Ipomoea triloba (trilobed morning glory), 2012 nucleotides. Its product is annotated as serine/threonine-protein kinase STN7, chloroplastic. Gene Ontology annotation, molecular function: ATP binding; protein kinase activity. Bases 111 to 1841 code for a protein of 576 amino acids. Gene Ontology annotation, biological process: protein phosphorylation. The record is from RefSeq and is a predicted model, not a curated record. NCBI's taxonomy places the organism in Eukaryota, Viridiplantae, Streptophyta, Magnoliopsida, Solanales, Convolvulaceae. The transcript has 10 exons.
GUUAAUGAACAAGAAGGAAUUUUAAGAAAAACCCAAACCACAGGCUGCAAAGGCAAAGCAUAUACAACUCUGAUGACUCUAUUCAAAACACUACAACUAUAACAACGGCCAUGGCUGCUGCAGUUUCCACUGGUGGGGUUGGACUAACUCUCAAGAACCCAGUCAUCAAACCCUCAUCUCUCUCUUCAUUUCUUGGCAAAAAACUCGCACCCAGAUUCAAACCCUUCAAUUUCACCGCAAGGCCGGCUUCAAGAUCAAGAAAUCAUGUGGUUUUGGCGGUUGGAGGCGAAAGCUUCAGCUUUCUACACGAUGUAUUUCUGGGUGUUGGGGUUGGGCUUCCGUGCACGGUUAUGCAGUGUGGGGACAUAAUAUACAGGAGCACUCUGCCCAAAUCCACUGGGCUCACAAUCACUGUCCCGGGGGUGAUUUUAGCUUUGGGAACUCUGUCUUACCUCUGGGCUACCCCUGGUGUGGCCCCUGGCUUCUUUGAUAUGUUUGUUCUUGCCUUUGUUGAAAGACUGUAUAGACCUAGCUUUAAGAAGGAUGAUAUUGUGUUGGGGAAGAAGUUGGGAGAGGGAUCUUUUGGCUCCGUUUAUAGAGUUUCCUUGGCAAACAAGCCCUCAAAGCCCAAGGAUGGUGAUUUAGUCCUGAAAAAGGCAACUGAAUAUGGAGCUGUAGAAAUAUGGAUGAAUGAACGGGCGCGAAGGGCCUGUGCAAACAGUUGUGCUGAUUUUCUAUACGGGUUUCUUGAGAGUUCUUCCAAAAAAGGAGCAGAGUAUUGGCUGAUAUGGCGCUUUGAAGGGGAAUCCACACUUGCUGACUUUAUGCAGAGUAAAGAAUUUCCAUACAAUGUUGAAGCAAUAAUUCUUGGAAAGGGCCGGGACUUGCCUAAGGGGUUGGAAAGGGAAAAUCGAAUCAUUCAAACAAUAAUGAGACAACUCUUAUUUGCGUUAGAUAGUCUUCACUCCACGGGGAUUGUCCAUCGAGAUAUUAAGCCUCAAAACAUUAUUUUCUCUGAAGGUUCCCGCACAUUCAAAAUAAUUGAUCUUGGAGCUGCAGCUGAUUUGAGAGUAGGCAUUAACUAUAUUCCAAAAGAGUUUCUUUUAGAUCCAAGAUAUGCAGCACCUGAACAAUACAUUAUGAGCACGCAAACCCCUUCUGCACCCUCUGUCCCUGUUGCAACAGCACUUUCCCCCGUUCUAUGGCAGUUGAAUUUGCCAGAUAGAUUUGACAUCUACAGCGUCGGUCUCAUAUUCCUACAAAUGGCGUUUCCAGGGCUACGCAGUGACAAUAGUCUCAUACAGUUCAACCGCCAGCUAAAGAGAUGUGACUAUGAUUUAGUGUCGUGGAGAAAGACAGUCGAGCCUCGUGCAGGCCCUGAACUGCGGAGGGGGUUCGAGUUGUUAGACCUGGAUGGCGGAAUAGGAUGGGAGCUGUUAACGUCAAUGGUGCGCUAUAAGGCACGCCAAAGAAUCAGCGCAAAGACGGCAUUGGCUCACCCAUAUUUUGACAGAGAAGGUCUGCUGGCAUUGUCGUUCAUCCAGAACCUAAAGCUGCAGUUCUUUAGAGCAACACAGCAGGAUUACAGUGAAGCUGCAAAGUGGGUUAUUCAGCUAAUGGCAAAGUCAGGAACACAGCAAGAUGGAGGCUUCACUGAAGCUCAACUUCAGGAGCUCAGGGAAAUAAAGCCUAACAAGAAGUCAAGUGCACAAAGAAAUGCUCUGGCAUCCGCACUUCGGCUUCAGAGAAAGAUCAUAAAAACAAUUAAUGAGAGUAUUGAUGAGCUGAAUCAAAGAAGGAAAAGCCUGUGGUGGAGCAAAUGGAUUCCAAGAGAAGAAUGAAACCUGUAAAUAUAUACAGAAUUGCUUUCACUUUUCUUGUUAAUCUCUGCCUAGUUUGACCAUAAAAUAGAGAUAUAGUAAAGAAAAGCUUAUUUUAAAAAUCACUUUUAAUUGUGAUCUACUUAUCAUUUACUCCAUGACUAAUGCUACCCACCCCACUAAUUUUCCCUC